UAGACAAAAAAAAUCCGUCUGUCAUCAUGGCGUUAGAAGCUUUGUGCGGAAUUUCUCAUAAUUUCGGGUUUGGUAAAAAGACUGAAUCCGAAAAUGACAUCAAUAACUUUAUUCAGAAAAGCUGCGGAAAUCUGAGUAUUCAUUCACAACUUGCAUUGCCUCCCUUUAACGAUAUAUCUACUGCAGCGAAUGUUUUUCAUAAGGAUGAAUAUGGAAAUCGUGUUGCUAUUCAGUUUAACAAAGGCACCACUACUCUAGGUUUUAAGUACAAUGGAGGUGUAAUUAUUGCUGUAGAUUCCAGGGCAACAGGAGGCUCAUACAUUGGAUCUAAUGAAGUAAAGAAAGUUAUUGAAAUAAAUGACUACUUACUUGGCACCAUGGCUGGAGGAGCGGCUGAUUGUGUCUAUUGGGAACGAAUACUUGCUGAAAGAUGCAGGAUAUACGAACUUAGAAAUCGAGAACGAAUAUCUGUUGCUGCUGCAUCUAAAUUGCUGGCAAAUGUUAUGUUUAAUUAUAAAGGAAUGGGCUUGUCUUUGGGUGUGAUGAUUUGUGGCUGGGAUAAGAGAGGUCCUGGACUGUAUUAUGUUGACAGUGAAGGUAAUCGUUUCCCAGGAAAUAUAUUUGCUGUUGGUUCAGGUGGAACGUAUGCAUAUGGUGUGCUGGAUAGUGGAUAUAAGUAUAAAAUGGAUGAUGAAGAAGCCUAUGAACUGGGACGUAGAGCAAUUUAUCAUGCUACUCAUCGAGAUGCUUACAGUGGUGGCAUUGUUAGAGUUUAUCAUAUGCAAGAAACUGGUUGGAAGAAAAUAAGUGAAGAAGAUUGCACUGAUUUACAUUACAAGUACUUAGAUGAGAAAAUGGUGUAAACAGACUGUGUGUCACAUAUUUUACCUUUUGUCAAAAAUUCAGUAAAUAAAAUGUUUUGUAAU
Messenger RNA from Uloborus diversus, 926 nucleotides. RefSeq names its product proteasome subunit beta type-5-like. The transcript is spliced from 7 exons. Bases 27 to 863 code for a protein of 278 amino acids. The record is from RefSeq and is a predicted model, not a curated record. Lineage: Eukaryota; Metazoa; Arthropoda; Arachnida; Araneae; Uloboridae. Gene Ontology annotation, molecular function: threonine-type endopeptidase activity. Gene Ontology annotation, cellular component: proteasome core complex.